Molecule: messenger RNA, 2466 nt
Organism: Strongylocentrotus purpuratus (purple sea urchin)
Lineage: Eukaryota; Metazoa; Echinodermata; Echinoidea; Camarodonta; Strongylocentrotidae
Product: cytochrome P450 1A1-like
Exons: 5
Coding region: 1-1644 (547 amino acids)
Molecular function (GO): oxidoreductase activity, acting on paired donors, with incorporation or reduction of molecular oxygen; monooxygenase activity; iron ion binding
Source: RefSeq, a predicted model, not a curated record
AUGGAUUCUGCAUCUCAACUUCUGCUGCUUCAUCCGACAUCCGUUAUUCUUCCUUACGGACACAGCUUCGAGAACUUCACACUCAAUCUCUAUGACAUGCUCAGUAUUAAGACAACAGCUCUACAGCCAGUUUCCGCACCUCAUGGCAGCAUGGCCCCUAUUCUCAUUCCCCUGAUGAUAGUUGUCAGCAUCAUCGUCUACUACUGCCAAGAGUGGAUGGAGUUCAACGUCGACAAGGUUCCUUUAGGUCCCACGUCUCUUCCAUUCAUCGGCAAUGUCUUGCAACUCAAAUCAAAAGCACUGCAUCUCUCCCUCACAGACAUGGCUGCAAAAUUCGGCAAUGUCUUCAGCAUGAAGCUGGGCCGUCAGCGCGUGGUAGUCCUCAACGACGCUCAGACCGUCAAGACCGCCUACAACGGUCCCAACUUCACCAAUCGCCCGAGUGUCUUUUCAAUUGAGUUCUUCGUCAGCAAGGGAUUCAUGGCCUGCCAGAAGAAGCACGACUUCCGCAUUCACACCAAGCUGAUGAAGCAUGCCUUCCAGGCGGUCACCUACACCAGCCUGGGCGACAAGCUGGUCGAGGAAGCAAUGGAUCUCAUCAACCAGUUUGACUCCUACAAUGGCGAUGCCUUCAACCCUCGGGAAGACCUCAACCUGGUGUCCCUCAACAUCCUGCACAACAUCGCCUUUGGGAAACGCUACCAGAAGGGAGAUACGGAACUCCACGAGAUCUUCGAUUACUCUUCCCGCAUCAUGAAGGGCGUGUCUCCCGUCCACCCUGUCAACCUGAUCCCUUGGCUUCAGAGGUACCCUAACCCCUGGAUGAAGGACUUGUCAGAUGCCAGGGACAAGAGGGACAACAUGCUGCUCAGGUUCUACGAGGAGCACAAGGAGACUUACGUUGAAGGAGAGAUCCGUGACAUGGUGGAUGCUCUUAUCAAGGUCGAACAAGAUGCAGAAGAGGCAGGGGACAUGGAAACUUUGAGACUUCUAUCACCAUUGCAUAUCAUUACAAACAUCUGGACCAUCUUCUUUGCAGGCACAGACACUAUCCACAAUGCCUUACUCUGGGUGCUUCUCUACAUGGCUGUCUUCCCAGAAGUACAGAGGAAGGUUCAAGAGGAGAUUGAUCGAGUGAUCGGUGACCGAACCCCGUGCCUGGAAGACGAGCAGACACUACCCUAUCUAUGUGCUACUUUCUACGAGACACUUCGCUUCAGUUGUCUGUCCCUUCUUGGUGUUCCCCAUGCUGCUGUAUGUGAUACAACCCUUAAUGGCUACCACAUCCCUGCAGGCACACAAGUAUUGGCUAACUUCUGGGCAAUCAACCACGAUGAAACUACCUGGGACAACCCCUCCGAGUUCCGGCCCGAGCGUUUCCUCAACGACAACGGCCAGCUUCGCAACAUGAAGGACUUCCCCCACUUCAUGCCCUUCUCCACCGGCAGAAGGGCGUGUCUGGGCAAGAACAUCGGCAAGUCAGGGAUCAUUGUCCUCUCAGCCUGUCUGCUCCAGAAACUGAACAUUGCCGUACCUACCGGUGAGGGGGCGAAGCAGCCUACCCUGGAACCGGAGGUCCACUUUGAUUUGGUGCCUAAGCAGUACGAUAUAGUGGUUACACGACGUGACAGCAUGCGCUCGUAAUGAAGAUGCAGAGAGAAAAAUCAAACUUACAUUGCUGAGUGAUUAACUGAUUAUGCUUUCAAUAUUUCAUGACGUAGAGCGUAUUCUUGUAAGAUUGUAAUAUGAUCAUGGAAAUAUCGUAGCGAUAGCUCGUUCAAAUUUCAUAAAUAUGUAUUCAAGUACUGUAUGAGAUAAGCAAACAAAUCAUUUCAUGGCAGUCAGAGGUAUAUCAUUACAAGUACCCCUCCAUUUGCACUCUUCUUGCUUGAUUUGAUUAACACAAAAAAUGCAAGAGCUAACUAUUCGCACAAAAGUUUCUGAAAUGUUGUGCUUCAUGAUGAUAAUCAUCAUAUUAAUCUAUUUAUUGCUUUAUAUAAUGUAAAUGAAAUAUAUGUAUAUCUUGCCUUGCAAUAUAUAUUGUACUACAUGUAUAUACUGUACAAAUGUAUAGCAUGGUUGUAAAUAUCUAAAUAUUCUAUUGGUAUGUUGCAACAUACAUUAUAUUGAACAUGUUGAACAAAAGAAUUCAUUGCUGUAAAGGAAAUGGCUCUGUGAUAGCGUAAUAAUUCAUAAUUUGUUUUUAAAAUUCUGAUAUCUAUACUACGAUGGCUGCAGAUACGUACAAUCAAAUGCACUAAAGAAUAUUUGUUAUUUAAACGCAGCUGAAAUAAAGAAAGCUUAAGAGAAGAUACACACAGAGAGAAGAUACUCCACAAGCUGGGGUCACAUCAUCUUUGGAAGUAUGCUUCUUUGAAAUCUUGCUGCACUGUACAUAGCAUUUGAAUUAUAUUUAAAAUAAUCUUAUCAUCCCUGAGAGAACAAUUCAUUUUUUUUAAAACAUGU